GUUUGUGGGAGGGCUUGCCAGAGAGGAAUGCUGGGAGCCAGACCAGAGGUUGCCCGGCUCUGGGAAGCAGACAAUAUUGGCCCUGGUCAGCAGCAGCUAAGCCCAAAGGAAACUGCAGAGUCGAAGCGCAGACACCGUGGCGCCCCAUGGCAGAGGAGGCCCCAAAGGAGAAAGGGCUGGAGAGCAGCGCUGCUCCCCAGGAUGACUUGCAGGGCCUCCAGGACAGCGUUUUCUCCUCCGAAAGUGACAACAGCCUGUACUUCACCUACAGUGGCCAGUCCAACACCUUGGAAGUCCGAGAUCUCAGCUACCAGGUGGAUAUGGCCUCCCAGGUACCUUGGUUUAAGCAGCUGGCUCACUUCAAGAUGCCCUGGACAUCUCACAAGGACUCCUGUGAGCAGGGCAUUCAGAACCUGAGCUUCAAAAUGAGGAGUGGACAGAUGCUGGCUGUCAUAGGGAGCUCAGGUUGUGGGAGAGCCUCUUUGCUGGACGUGAUCACCGGGCGAGGCCCUGGCGGCAAGAUUAAGUCAGGCCAAAUCUGGAUCAAUGGGCAGCCCAGCACAGCGCAGCUGGUGAGGAAGUGUGUGGCCCACGUGCGCCAGCAUGACCAGCUGCUCCCCAACCUGACCGUCCGGGAGACCCUGGCUUUCAUUGCCCAGCUGCGCCUGCCCAGAAACUUCUCCCAGGCCCAGCGUGACAAAAGGGUGGACGACGUGAUCGCGGAGCUGCGGCUGCGGCAAUGCGCCAACACGCGCGUGGGCAACAUCUACGUGCGGGGCGUGUCGGGGGGCGAGCGGCGCAGAGUCAGCAUCGGGGUGCAGCUGCUGUGGAACCCAGGAAUCCUUAUCCUGGAUGAACCCACCUCUGGGCUCGACAGCUUCACGGCCCACAACCUGGUGAAAACACUGUCCAGGCUGGCCAAAGGCAACAGGCUGGUGCUCAUCUCCAUCCACCAGCCGCGCUCUGAUAUCUUCGGGCUGUUUGAUUUGGUCCUCCUGAUGACGUCUGGCACCACCAUCUACCUGGGCACAGCCCAGCAUAUGGUUCAGUAUUUCGCCGCAGUCGGCCACCCCUGUCCGCGGUACAGCAACCCUGCCGACUACUAUGUGGACUUGACCAGCAUUGACAGACGAAGCAAAGAGCAGGAAGUGGCCACCAGGGAGAAGGCUCGGUCCCUUGCGGCCUUGUUUAAAGAAAAAGUGCGUGGCUUUGAUGACUUUCUAUGGACAGCAGAGUCGAAGGAGCCGGGUGUGGGCACUUGUGUGCAGAGCCCGGCACCUGACACCAACCCAUUCCAGGCUCCCACUAAGCUGCCCGGUCCCCUACAGCAGUUUGCCAUACUGAUCCGUCGUCAGAUUUCCAACGACUUCCGAGACCUGCCAACCCUCCUCAUCCAUGGGGCGGAGGCCUGCCUGAUGUCCCUGAUCAUCGGGUUCCUCUACUACGGCCACGGGGCUGUCCAGCUCUCCUUGACGGACACAGCGGCCCUCUUGUUCAUGAUCGGAGCUCUUGUCCCUUUCAACGUGAUCCUGGAUGUCAUCUCCAAAUGUCACUCGGAGAGGGCACUGCUUUACUAUGAACUAGAAGAUGGGCUGUACACGGCCGGGCCAUAUUUCUUUGCUAAGAUCCUGGGGGAGCUUCCCGAACACUGCGUCUACAUCAUCGUCUACGGGAUGCCCAUCUACUGGCUGGCCAACCUGCGCCCAGGCCUGGAGCCCUUCCUGCUGCACGUCCUGCUGGUGUGGCUCGUGGUCUUCUGCUGCCGGGCCAUGGCCCUGGCCACCGCCGCCCUGCUGCCCACCUUCCACAUGUCCUCCUUCCUCGGCAACGCUCUCUACAACUCCUUCUACCUGACUGGGGGCUUCAUGAUAAGCUUGGACAAUCUGUGGACAGUGCCCGCGCUAAUUUCCAAGGUGUCCUUCCUCCGAUGGUGUUUUGAAGGGCUGAUGAAGAUCCAGUUUGGUGGGCACGCUUAUUACAUGGAAGCUGGCAACAUCACCAUCCGUAUCCCAGGAGACAUGAUCCUCAGUUCCAUGGGCCUGAACUCUUAUCCGCUCUACGCCAUCUACUUCUUUGUCAUUGGCAUCAGUUGUGGCUUCGUGAUCCUGUACUAUCUGUCCUUAAGGUUCAUCAAACAGAAAUCAAGUCAGGACUGGUGAUUCACGCCCAGACUCCUGCCUGCUGGUGGGGGACUCGAGAAGGCCCUUCAGCUGCACUCCGUUCCUCCCAAGGAGCCCCUUCCCAGACACGGGGAGGCCCAGGACUAAGCUCCGCUACAUCCGGUCCACACCGCUGCAGAGGCACAGGAUGGCCACAGGAUGGCAGUAGAAUAAAGACAGUCAGAAGGGAUUUCUGAUCACCAGCUGGAGCUUGAGUUUACUGGGAACCUGAAUACCAUGCCUGGGGGACACCUACAAUGUCAUUAAUUUAUUUCCUUUUGAUAUAUAUAUUUGUAUAGGCAACUAAUACAAGAUGGGAGCAAAUUAGGUAUGAAUCAAGGAGUUAGGCCAUGUGGAAACAGUAACAUAAUAGCUAGUGGAGUGUUUGGCCUCAUCUUCCAGGGUCCCCAAACUCUGAGCCAUUCUCAAUACAGAAAAUGAUCUAAAACAUACCAGUGAGAUGCUGUCUCUUCUUUUGUAUGGGGUCAUGUGCUCCAAGAGCUAAACUGAACAAUUAAAUAUUUAUUGAGCAAUUGCUCUGCGCCAGAUUCAGGGCAGAACACUCUUUUAUGUGGAUCACAUUAUUCAGUUCUCUGUUAAAACAACCCUUUGUGGUAGGCGGUAUCCAAUUUUGUGGAUGAAGAAAUAGAGGCACAGACUGUUUACUAAGUAAGGUCAUAGGCCUAAUAUGUGGUGGAGUCAUGUGAGGUCAGAAAGGCCUAUAGGAGUUAGUGGGCAGAAGGCAAGUCCUGGGCCACUGUAAGGCUUGGAAGCCCAGAAAGGCUCCAGAAGAUAAAGAGGUUUAUAGACACUGUGUCAGCUCAGCCGGGCCUCUCAUGGUACAUCUCACCUCUCUGGCUGUCUUAGACCAGCCUGGAACCUUUUGCAGUGACUGGUCAUGUGUUUCCUGUCUGAGCUUUGAGGACCAGCUGACCCAAAACAGAUACCCAGAAAGCAAAGAGGAAGUUAUCUUCAGAGGAAAACCAGAGUCUGAAACAACAAGAGGGAGCAAGGUAGAUGGUUAGGAGGCAAACAGUGAAUGUUCUCCUCGGGUUUCCUAGACCAUCACUACUUGAAGUGUGAGCCCUGGGCCAGCAGGUCCUGCCUGGGAGUUGGUUAGACUGUCAGUAUCUCAGGCACCAGCCAGACCCACUGGAUCAGAAUCUGUAUUUUGGAAAGAUCCCCCGGCUUCCCUGGUAGUCCAGUGGCUAAGAAUCCUCCUGCCAAUUCAGGGGACUCAGGUUCGAUUCCUGGUUCAGGAAGCUCCCACAUGCCUAGGGGCAGCUAAGCCCAUGAGCCAGAACUACUGGGUCCACAUGCUGCAACUACUGAAGACCACGCACCUAGAGUCCAUGCUCUGCAACAAGAGAAGCCACUGCAGUGAGAAGGCCUGUGCACUCCAACAAAAAGCAGUCCCUGUUUCCUGCAACUAGAGAAGGCCCACAUGCAGAAAUGAAGAUCCAGCGCAGCCACAAGUAAAUUAAAAAAAAAUAUCCCCGUCCAAAAAGUAAAUAAAUAGAUCCCCAGGUGA
Molecule: messenger RNA, 3690 nt
Organism: Dama dama (fallow deer)
Lineage: Eukaryota; Metazoa; Chordata; Mammalia; Artiodactyla; Cervidae
Gene: ABCG8
Product: ATP binding cassette subfamily G member 8
Exons: 13
Coding region: 147-2159 (670 amino acids)
Biological process (GO): cholesterol homeostasis
Cellular component (GO): plasma membrane
Molecular function (GO): ABC-type transporter activity; ATP hydrolysis activity; ATP binding
Source: RefSeq, a predicted model, not a curated record